Messenger RNA from Erinaceus europaeus (western European hedgehog), 1569 nucleotides. It is a transcript of the gene KDELR1, whose product is annotated as KDEL endoplasmic reticulum protein retention receptor 1. The record is from RefSeq and is a predicted model, not a curated record. Gene Ontology annotation, cellular component: endoplasmic reticulum; cis-Golgi network; membrane. Gene Ontology annotation, biological process: endoplasmic reticulum to Golgi vesicle-mediated transport; protein retention in ER lumen. Bases 209 to 847 code for a protein of 212 amino acids. Lineage: Eukaryota; Metazoa; Chordata; Mammalia; Eulipotyphla; Erinaceidae. Gene Ontology annotation, molecular function: ER lumen protein retrieval receptor activity. The transcript is spliced from 5 exons.
CCGCCCGCCUCCUUCUUUCCCAGCUUAGGCUCGGCCACCAGCUCCGGCCUCGGCUCCCCCUCCCGGCGCCCCCUCCCCGCAGCGGAGCCCACCCGCAGACCCCUGAGCAGCCCCCCAGCCCCGCCGCCCGGCCCGCGCUGCAGCCCCGAGGGGCAGCCCCCCGCCAACCUGCCUCCCUGCAGCCCAGCCCUGCCAGAGCCCCCCAACCAUGAAUCUCUUCCGAUUCCUCGGAGACCUCUCCCACCUCCUAGCCAUCAUCUUGCUUCUGCUCAAAAUCUGGAAGUCCCGCUCGUGUGCCGGGAUUUCGGGAAAGAGCCAGGUCCUGUUCGCCGUGGUGUUCACUGCCCGCUAUCUGGACCUCUUCACCAACUACAUCUCCCUCUACAACACGUGCAUGAAGGUGGUCUACAUUGCCUGCUCGUUCACCACGGUGUGGAUGAUCUACAGCAAGUUCAAAGCCACUUACGAUGGGAAUCAUGACACGUUCCGGGUGGAGUUCCUGGUCGCGCCCACAGCCAUCCUGGCGUUCCUGGUCAACCACGACUUCACUCCACUGGAGAUCCUCUGGACCUUCUCCAUCUACCUGGAGUCGGUGGCCAUCCUGCCACAGCUGUUCAUGGUGAGCAAGACGGGCGAGGCAGAGACCAUCACCAGCCACUACCUGUUCGCGCUGGGGGUCUACCGCACCCUCUAUCUCUUCAACUGGAUCUGGCGCUACCACUUCGAGGGCUUCUUCGACCUUAUAGCCAUCGUGGCCGGCUUGGUCCAGACGGUCCUGUACUGCGACUUCUUCUACCUCUACAUCACCAAAGUCCUCAAGGGGAAGAAGCUCAGCUUGCCGGCCUAACCCUGGUUCCCCGGAGCAGACAGAGGAAGGUGACUGGCUCCAGCCUUCCUGUCCAGGGGCGACUUUUUAAAAGACCCGGCCUCCCCCUUCACCCCACUCCCCCUCCUGCUGGUUUUGGGGGAUAGUGGGGGACCCACAUUUCUCGGGGAGCUCAGGACCUGGGCUUGUUUGUAGUUUUUUGCCUUUUAGAGAAGAAAAAGAAGAAAAAAAAAAUCUUUCCACUGUUUAGUUUUUGAUUCUGAUGACACCCCUCUCUCUCUUCUACGCUGCCCCCAUUUUUAUAAACUUUCCCUAGUGGCCUGGGGUCGGGCGUCAAGCCCUGGCCCGCCCCUGAGCCCUGGGGCUCCUCUUUGCACCCUAUACCCCCGAGUCAGCCCCACCAGUUGCCAAACAAACACUAAAUCUGCCGGCCCCCCCCCCCCACACACACACACUGUGCCCCCACCCCCAGACUUUGGGGCUGGAGACAGGGAGGGGGAAGGGCACUCUUAAAUUUUUUUCCCCUCAAUAAUUCUUUUCCCUCAGAGUUUGGGUUCUUUGAUUCUUAUCCUGGUAUUUUUGGCAAUUUGGGGGUGGGGGUGGGGAUAGGGGUAGGGCAUGGGAGGGGCCAACUUGGGGGGGGGGUCACCGCUAUGCUACCACCAUGUUUUUGUACAGAAUUGAUGGUUGAUUUCUUUAUUCUCUUGAAAUAAACCGAGGAAGAUGACACCUCUCUUUCGAUA